This is a messenger RNA of Leucoraja erinaceus (little skate), 3414 nucleotides long. Its product is annotated as solute carrier family 12 member 9-like. Lineage: Eukaryota; Metazoa; Chordata; Chondrichthyes; Rajiformes; Rajidae. The record is from RefSeq and is a predicted model, not a curated record. The coding region runs from base 246 to 2618 and encodes 790 amino acids. Gene Ontology annotation, biological process: potassium ion homeostasis; chloride transmembrane transport; cell volume homeostasis. The transcript is spliced from 11 exons. Gene Ontology annotation, molecular function: potassium:chloride symporter activity. Gene Ontology annotation, cellular component: membrane.
AGGGUCACCGAAAAAUACGCGGCGUGACGACGUGUGACUCGGUGAAGCAGCGCGAUCACGUAUUGACAUUUUGUUUGCCGCCACUGGAUUUUGAAAAGUUCAAAACCUUUUGGCGACACGGAUAAAUUGCCGAAAAAAUCGCCAAGUGGGACUGGCCCUUUACUCCAGCAUUUUGUGUCUACCCUCCGCGCCGUUGGUUGCUCGGUUUCCGCUCUUGUUUUCCCUAACGCUCGACUUUCCCAGUUAUGAUUAGCCGGACGCUAGGCCCAGAGUUCGGCGGGAGUAUCGGGCUGAUGUUCUUCCUCGCCAACGUCUGCUCCUGUGCCGUUUACAUCCUGGGAUUGGUGGAAGCUGUCCUGGAUGUGUUCGGAGAGCUCCCAAACGCAGCAGAAACGGGGCACAGAGGCGUCCACGUUCUCCCGCAGAGCUACCUGUACGAUGUCCUGUACGCAUCUGCCAUCCUGCUGCUCUGCCUGCUGGUUUGCCUGGUCGGGGCCCAGAUCUACGCCAAGACCAGCUUCCUCAUCUUCCUGAUGGUCCACGUGGUCCUCAUCACCAUCUUCGUCAGCUUCUUUGCCGUCGCCCCCAAGACCAUCUGGAUCGUCAAGCAGUCGGGUAACACCAGCCAGACCAUCCUCACCAACUACACAGGGUUCAACCUGGCCACGCUGAAACGCAACUUCAUGGACGAUUACUCUGUGGAUUACACCACUGGGUCCGUUAUGACAUUUGCCACGGUGUUUGCUGUGAUGUUCAACGGCUGCACUGGCAUCAUGGCCGGAUCCAACAUGUCAGGCGAUCUGAAGAAUCCCAGCUAUGCCAUUCCUAAAGGGACCAUCAUUGCGGUGAUAUACACCUUGCUGGUGUACCUGCUCCUCUUCCUCAUGGUCAGCUUCACCUGCGACAGGGUCCUUCUCCAAGAAGAUUACGGCUUCUUCCGGCAGAUCAACAUCUGGCCGCCGUUCGUGGUCAUCGGGGUGUACGGCGCUUCGCUCUCCGCCUCCAUGAGCACGCUGAUCGGAGCGUCGCGGAUCCUACACGCCCUGGCUUGGGACGACCUGUUUGGUGUAUUGCUGUCCCCAGCCAAGAGAACGUCCAAGACAGGAAACCCUUGGGUGGCUGUCCUAUACACCUGGCUCUUGGUUCAGUUCGUGCUGUUUGCAGGGAAGUUGAACACCAUCGCUGGGAUUGUCACAAUCUUCUUCCUCAUGGCCUACGCUGCUGUGGACCUCGCUUGCUUAUCUCUGGAGUGGGCCUCUGCUCCCAACUUCAGACCAACGUUCCAGCUCUUCAGCUGGCAUACGUGUUUGCUGGGGAUCGUCGGGUGCCUGGUGAUGAUGUUCUUGAUCAAUCCCGUCUACGCAUCCUGCGGGAUUGUCCUGAUGCUGAUCCUGCUGGUGGUCAUACACUACCGAUCUCCCACCAGUAGUUGGGGCUACAUCAGCCAAGCCCUUAUAUUUCACCAGGUGAGGAAGUACCUGUUGCUUCUGGACGUCCGCAAGGAACACGUCAAGUUCUGGAGGCCCCAGAUACUGCUGAUGGUGGCCAAUCCACGCACCAGCGCCCAGCUCAUCACCUUCAUCAACGACCUGAAGAAAGGGGGCCUCUUUGUCCUGGGCCACGUGGAGAUCGGAGAUCUCGAUACCCUACCGUCAGAUCCCAUCCAUCCACAGUACAACUUCUGGCUGAGCCUCGUGGACAAGUUGAACGUGAAGGCCUUUGUGGAUCUGACCUUGUCUCCCUCGGUACGCCAAGGAGUCCAACAUUUGCUCCGCAUAACUGGACUGGGUGGGAUGAAGCCUAACACGCUGGUCCUGGGCUUCUACGACCAGUGCGUGCCCGACGACUACUUCCUGUGCGACCCCGCCUUCCAGGACACCAAGGAGAACGACCAUUUUGGCGUUGACGUCGCCUCGCUGCAGGCCCACUUCCCCCCCGUGCGUGGUCGAGAGACCAGCAAAAGUUUGAGCGAGCGCGAGUACGUGGCCAUCGUCUCCGACGCGCUCAAGAUGCAGAAGAACGUGUGCCUGGCCCGCUACUUCAACGCCAUGAACAAGAAGGACCUGUUCGCCAAGACCCGGCCCGAGCAGGUAUCCAUCGACGUGUGGCCCCUGGACCUCCUGUGGCCCGAUAGCAGCCACUAUGUGGACGUCUGUAGCCUCUUCCUCCUGCAGAUGGCCUGCGUCCUGACCAUGGUCUUCUCCUGGAAGGGGGCACGACUGCGCAUCUUCCUGUGCAUCGAGUCGGGCGACGAGAGUUGGGUGAAGAAGGAGGAGAAGUUGCAGGAGCUGCUGGACAAACUCCGCAUCAAGGCCACCAUCAAGAUCGUCAUCUGGGACGAGGUGGUGGCCCUGCAUUGGCGCCACCAGCUCUCCCCGCAGGAGCAGGAGGCCGGCCGCGACUCGUCCCUGGUCUCCGACGACUAUCUCCGCGCCGCCAACCGGAUGGUGCUGGAACAAUGCUACCACACAGCCGUGCGGUUCCUCUACCUCCCCCGGCCUCCCGCCGACACCGCCCACUCCCUGCGGUACCUCCAGCAGUUGGACAUUCUCACCGAGGGUCUGGGACCCACCCUCCUCAUCCACGGACUCACCCCGGUCACCUGCACUGACCUGUAGAGCAAAGUUGGUGUGGGGGAGGGGGACGGGAAUGGCCAGCGAUUUGACUGGACGCACCAUCGCCUGGAACCGCAUCACAGAGACCCUUCUUAGACAUUUAAAAAGAGCGCUCGCAUUAAUAUUUAUAUUUAAAGAAUUUGAACAACAUUGUGUAACUUGCAUUUAAAUGAUUUUUUUUUUUGGAGGGGGGGGGGGGUUCUAACUUAUUAAAAUGGAUAUGCAAUGUUUGCCCUGUGUUGACGUUACUUUGAUGCAGACGGCCAUGUGCAAAGAUCCUAUAGCGGAGCAAGAUAGACCACUCCUGCUAAAUGCAAUGGGCUGACGUGUAGUAUGCAACGGAGCAGAACGUCGGCCAUUUCAGUAACCCCGACCCGACUCGCAGUGUAAUUAACGUUGCGGGGGAACAGUUUGUGUUAAUAAAUUAAAUUUCUGAAAAUGAGAAGAUUUUUACCCAAUAACUUUUAUUUUUACGAGGAUGUUUCCGUAACCGGCUUACGUCUCCGCGCUAGUAUCCUGCGGGAUCUUUGGUGCGGAGACGGAAGCCGGUUACGGAAAUGGGGCGGAGAAUCACCCGUGAAUCUGCCCAUGACCGUACUACGUCUUGUUCCUCAAGUGGACCAUCUUGGUCGCUGUAGGAUCUUUGGCCAUGUGUUGGUGGCCAACCCCUUCAGCUUGGUGCUGCCCUCUCCUGGGGGAAACUGGUAAGGUAGUCGUGGCACAGCUUGUAGAGGCACUGCUUGCAGCAACAGAGACCUGGGUUCAAUCCUGACCUCUGUGUGUGUGUGUGUGUGUGUGU